UGCAACGCUAACUGCACGUAUAAUCUGUGGCAAGGAGCACUGGGAGACAGCUAAGAGACAGUGACAAUGUCUUUAAACUGGCGGGCAAUUCCUACUCGACUUGGAGUUUUUAAAGUGAACUGCAAAGGACUGGCAUGCCUCUUGGUCUUCACAGUGAGCGUUUGUGGCAGUGCCCCGGGGAUGUGUCCAACAACCUGCAUCUGUGCCAGCGAUAUCGUAAGCUGCACCAAUAAGAACCUCUCUCGGGUGCCAGGAAAUCUCUAUAAAUGUAUGAAAAGGCUGGAUCUGAGUUAUAACAGAAUUGGGUUUUUGGAGCCUGAAUGGGUCCCAGAGCUGUUUGAGAAACUGAACACUUUAAUAAUCAAUCAUAAUAGCAUUAGCAGCAUUAUCACCGGAAGCUUUUCCACAACCCCGAAUCUGAAGUACCUAGACUUGUCAUCCAACAGCCUGAAGACGCUGGGCAGCCCUGUGUUCCAAGAGCUGAGGGCACUGGAGGUUCUCCUGCUGUACAACAAUCAGAUAACACAGAUAGAGUCUUCAGCCUUCGGAGGAUUGUACAAAUUGCAGAAACUGUACUUAAGCUAUAACUUGCUCUCGCAUUUCCCGCUGGACUUGUACACUGGAAAACAUAAACUGACAGACCUUGUGUUGCUGGACAUUUCCUUUAAUCACAUCCAGUCGAUGCCUAUUCAGCGCCUGAGUUCAGUGCCAGCCAAACAUCUUAGUGGAAUUUACCUUCACGGCAACCCAUUUUAUUGUGACUGUAUGCUGUACUCCAUGCUAAUCUUCUGGUAUCAAAGGCACUUCAGCUCGGUGGCGGACUUCAAAAACGAGUACAGCUGUUUGUUGCGAUCAGACCCAAGAGGUUACAAUAAACUGCCGUUACUGCACGACAACUUUCUGAAUUGCUCUGAAAGCACCGUCAACAGCUCUUUCCAAGCCUUUGGGUUUAUUCACGAUGCCCAGGUUGGUGACAGGCUGAUUGUUCACUGUGACAGCAGAAUCAGCGAUGCGGGCACGCACUUUGUUUGGGUUAGUCCAGACAACAGAUUGCUGGAGCCAGACAGGGAGAUCGACAACUUUAAGGUGUUUCGGAAUGGCAGCCUGGAGAUAACAGAUGCCCAGCUAGAGGACUCAGGGCUGUAUUCCUGCAUCGCAAUAAAUAAGAAAAGACUAUUAAAUGAAACCAUAGAGGUUAGAAUAAAUGUUAGCAAUUUCACAGUGAACAGGUCCCACGCUCAUGAAGCAUUUAAUACAGCUUUUACCACCCUUGCUGCCUGCGUAGCCAGUAUUGUUUUAGUACUGCUGUAUCUCUAUCUGACGCCCUGUCCAUGUCAAUGUAAGGCAAAAAGGAGGAAGAGGAAGCUGAACCAAAGCAGUGCCCACUCAUCCAUACUGAAUUCCACACCGCCGCAAGAGCUGCCAGCCGACGAGAAGAAGGCCAGCACUGGUAAACGGGUGGUUUUCCUGGAACCCGUGCACGAACCAAAACACAGUCAGAAUGGGAAAGUAAAACUCUUUCCUAAUGACAAUAUCAUUGCUGAGAGUAUCUUAAAAACUACUCGAACAAAAUCCGACUCCGAUUCUGUCAACUCUGUGUUCUCAGAUACACCUUUCAUGUCGUCAACCUAGUUUGCUGCCUGUGUUUGUACCGUGCAGUUACAUUUCUGAAUACCUCCUUUGCCUGUAGCAACCGUCAGGAAAAACAAAUAAAAAGAGAAAAAAUGUUUUA
This is a messenger RNA of Fulmarus glacialis (Northern fulmar), 1732 nucleotides long. RefSeq names its product adhesion molecule with Ig-like domain 2 (gene AMIGO2). The transcript has a single exon. Gene Ontology annotation, biological process: brain development. The record is from RefSeq and is a predicted model, not a curated record. Gene Ontology annotation, molecular function: protein binding. NCBI's taxonomy places the organism in Eukaryota, Metazoa, Chordata, Aves, Procellariiformes, Procellariidae. Bases 67 to 1632 code for a protein of 521 amino acids.